AGGAGCAGGCAGGCAGUGGCAGUGUAACCUCCAAGGCAAAUGAUAUACUGUAUCUCCACCCAAAACAUGUUUCUGCGCCUCACCAAGGCCGGAAACUAUUGGAUUCCCAAAGGUCUGCGAGGAACGGGCUGAACGGCGUUGGCAUUUUUUAUAAAAACUGGCUCUCGUUCAAGCUUAAAAAGAAGCACAAAGUCCUAAAGAGAGGAUAGACGACGGGAGAAAGAGCAUCCGAACGUCCCGAACAUCUAUCUACCUCAUCCACCCCCCUUAUAUAAAAAAGAAAUUAAUUACACCCAGUUACGGCGAAAACCACCCAACUGCGCAAAAAAGCCAUGGCGAAGACGUCAGACAAGCCCUUCCGGGUGAUCCUCGUGGGCGGCGGCCUCGUGUCGCUGACGGCGGCGCACAUCCUGAGCAAGGCGGACAUCGACUUCGUGAUCCUGGAGAAGCACGACCGGCUGCUGACGCAGAUCGGCUCGCUGCUCGGCCUCAUCCCCUCCACCCUGCGCAUCUUCGACCAGCUCGGCAUCCUCGACGACGUCACCGCCAUCGCUUGUCCCGUCGUGUCCAACUACGUCAUGUCGGCCGACGACCAGACGCUGUUCUCCAACUUGGAGUCGGGGAAGCACUUUAGGACUUUCCACGGCCGUGACUCGCUGGUAACGCACCGCCCGUUCCUAAUCGACGUGCUGUACAAGACGCUCCCCCCGAGCGCCAAAGCGCGGGUGAAGGUCGGGAAGCUGGUGACCAGCAUCUCCACGACCAGCUCCCCGGACGGCGUGCGCGUCGAGUGCGCCGACGGCACCGUCGAGGAGGGGUCCAUGGUGAUCGGCGCCGACGGCGUGUACAGCAAGACGCGGCAGAUCAUGGAGGCGCUCGCCUCGGGGUCGUCGGCGGCCCCCUCCGCCUCGGAGGAGCCCGAGGCCCCGUACGUCAGCACGUACCGCUUCCUCUUCGGCAACAUCCCGAUGCCGCCGGGGGUCACGGCGGGCGUCAACUACGAGUGCGCGUCCGACGGCGUGUCGACGCAGCUGAUGGCGGGCACGGACCGCGCCUGGCUCGGCGUGUACGAGGCGCUCGACCAGCCGACGCCGGGGAACCUGCGGUACACCGACGCGGACAAGGAGGCGCUGCUGAAGAAGUACUCGCACCUGUACGUGGCGCCGGGGUGGACGGUGGCGGAUGCGUUCGCGCUGAGGGAGGGGGAGAUGGGGCUGGUGCCGCUGCAGGAGGGGUGGGUGGAGCGGUGGUGGCACGCGCGGAUCGUGCUGGUGGGCGACGCGGUGCGGAAGCUCGACCCGCACGCCGGGCUCGGCUACAACAGCGGCGUCAUGGACAUGGUCGUUCUCGCCAACAAGCUGCGUCGCUUACUCCUCGCCGACCCUUGCCCCGACACCGAGGCCCUCGGCGCCGUGUUCGCCGACUACCAGGCGCAGAUGGCGCUGUACAAGCCGAACACCGACUACCUGUCGCGCGUGCGGCCGCGCCAGCUGGGGUGGCUGACGGCCAAGGACAAGCUCAUGACCAAGUACGUGAUCCCGUGGACGGGGCUCAACAAGCUCGGUGUGCGCUACGUGCUCGCGCCGUUCAUAUCCAGCCUGCCCGUGCUGGAGUGGCUGGAGGAGAAAGGCCCGCCGGGGAAGCCGAGGCUGCCGUAUGUGCACCAUGCUCUCGUAGAGGGGAAGGGGGUGGUUGUGCCGCAGAGGAGCAGCCAGAGCCUGUCCCUCUUUACUGGGGCGUUUGCCGUGGCGGCCAUUGCGGCGGCGGGGCUGCAGUACUAUGGGAGGAUACUGUGAAGGAUGAGCUGGGGAGGGAGAUGUUAAGGGAUUUAUAUGGGUAGGUAUGGUCUUGGCUGGGAAGGACCCGGAUGGUUUCCUACGCAGGUAAUUAGGUAGCUUGUGUACGGUAUAUAUCUGUUUGUGACCCGUUUCACGAAGCUAGACAUCUCUUUGCUGUCGUAUGUAUCACCAUCUAGGAAUCAAUGAAUCAAAAAAGGAAGGAAUAAAUCACUACUUGAGACACGAGAUCUGAUUUCUAGGUA
This is a messenger RNA of Hypoxylon fragiforme, 2041 nucleotides long. RefSeq names its product FAD/NAD(P)-binding domain-containing protein. The coding region runs from base 333 to 1796 and encodes 487 amino acids. The transcript is spliced from 2 exons. The record is from RefSeq and is a predicted model, not a curated record. Gene Ontology annotation, molecular function: FAD binding. NCBI's taxonomy places the organism in Eukaryota, Fungi, Ascomycota, Sordariomycetes, Xylariales, Hypoxylaceae.